This is a messenger RNA of Suricata suricatta (meerkat), 1862 nucleotides long. It is a transcript of the gene OGFR, whose product is annotated as opioid growth factor receptor. NCBI's taxonomy places the organism in Eukaryota, Metazoa, Chordata, Mammalia, Carnivora, Herpestidae. The transcript has 7 exons. The record is from RefSeq and is a predicted model, not a curated record. Bases 206 to 1510 code for a protein of 434 amino acids. Gene Ontology annotation, cellular component: membrane. Gene Ontology annotation, molecular function: opioid growth factor receptor activity.
UCCGGGAAGGCCGCCCUCGCCCCGGGAGACCUGGCUUGGGGGCUGGCCCUCCCUGUCCGGCUGUCGCCCCCUCCCCGACCCAGGCCCCCUCGAGCCCCCCUCAAGAUCCCUGGACACUCAGAUCCGGCCCGUCCUGCGCUUGCCAGCUCUGGCCCAGCCGGGGGGACCUUGCAGGGAGAUCCAGGGCCACUCUCAGACCAGGACGAUGGGGUCCCGAAACUGGCGAGCCAUGCGGGACAUGCGCAGGUACCGCCACCACUACCCGGAUUUGAUAGAACGGGAUGGCAACGGUGACAUGCCAAACCUGAGUUUCUACAGAAACGAGAUCCGGUUCCUGCCCAAUGGCUGUUUCAUUGAAGACAUUCUUCAGAACUGGAGGGAGGAUUAUGACGUCCUAGAAGAGAAUCACUCCUACAUCCAGUGGCUGUUUCCUCUGCGGGAACCUGGAGUGAACUGGCACGCCAAGCCCCUCACGCUCCGGGAGGUCGAGGCAUUCAAAAGCUCCAAGGAGGUCAGGGAUCGCCUGGUCCAGGCCUACGAGCUCAUGCUGGGCUUCUACGGCAUCCAGCUGGAGGACCGGAGCACGGGUCAGCUGCGCCGGGCACACAACUACCAGACGCGCUUCCAGAACCUCAACUCGCACAGCCACAACAACCUCCGCAUCACGCGCAUCCUCAAGUCGCUGGGCGAGCUGGGCCUGGAGCGCUACCAGGCGCCGCUGGCGCGCUUCUUCCUGGAGGAGACGCUGGUGCGCCGCGAGCUGCCGGCCGUGCGCCAGAGCGCCCUGGACUACUUCGUGUUCAGCGUGCGCUGCCCGCGCCAGCGCCGCCAGCUGCUGCGCUUCGCCUGGCAGCACUUCCGGCCGCGCCGCAAGUUCGUGUGGGGGCCGCACGACAAGCUGCGGAGGCUGCGGCCGGACCCGCCCGCGGGGGAGGGGGAGGGGGAGGGGGGCGCCGGGGACCCGGACCCUCUCCCUGGGGCCGCCGCCUCUGGACAGAGCAGCGCGCCUGGGGGGCCCAGGGACCAGGGAGGGGAGGCGGGGGGCCGGGGGGAGGGGGCCCCGGAGCCUCCAAGCCCCAAGGAGAGCAAGAAGAGGAAGCUGGAUGCCAACCGGCGGGAACAGGCCCCGGGGGAGCCGGGCGCCCAGAGCGCCUCAGAGGUGGAGAGGAUCGCCCUGAACCUGGAGGGUUGCGCCCUCAGCCAGGGCGGCCUGAGCCAGGAGACCCAAGAAUUGGGCAGCCAGCCCCCGGGGACCAAGGUGGCCGAGGAGGUGAGGAAGAGAAGGAAGGUCGAUCAGGUCCCCCGGAGUGGUGACUCGGUGGGCGCAGGUGGUGAGGCUGAGCCCCCAGCCCCCACCCAGCCCUGCGCCCUGCCAGGGUGCCCCGAGGCCAGAGAGAAUGAGAACGGGGUGGAGGAGGCAGGGGACAGGGCAGAGCUAGAGCAGGGUGCCCCUGGGAGCUUGGCCACCACCGAAGCCUCGGUAGAUAAGGAAGCAGAGGUGCCGCCUUAGGCCAAACCCAGAAAGCCUUAAGGGAACGGGGGCCUAGGGACCCUGGCCCGGCCCUGCCCUGCCGCGGGUCUCGGGAGCCACAUUGUCUGCUGUUCCCAGCACCGUGCCAGACUGGCCUGUCCCUCAUGGUCACUGCAGCCAUGAAAGGAGAAGUUCCCUCUCCCGGAAGGGCCAGGACUUCCGGAUACUUACCUCCAGCUCACUUCCUGCCUCCCUCCAUCACUCACUCACUCUCUCACACACACACACACACCUUUGUAAAUUGGCCCUCAAGGGUCUAGGGGGUGGGAAUGGGCUCAUUUUCUUAGUCUGGUACCGAAGCCUUUUCUGAAUAAACUCCUUUGACUUUGAA